GUCACACCCCGCGUAGCGCCGAACACCUAGCAGCGGCGCAGCGUCACGAGCUAACUUCCGUCAUCAAUCUGUGUGAGUACGGCCGGACCGGUGGAGCAGGAUGGGGUCUUGGUUACUGGCAGCAUUCGGGCUGCUCCUGUGUACAGGCUGGUGCUCGGCUUUUUAUCUUCCGGGUCUGGCUCCUGUAAGUUUCUGUGAGGAGGGAAAAGAGAAGGAUAACUGCAAGUCUCUAAUAGAGCUGUUCGUAAACCGCCUGGACUCCGUGGAAUCUGUCUUGCCAUAUGAGUAUGAUGCCUUUGACUUUUGUAAGGAUAAAGAUGAGAAGCAUCCUUCAGAGAAUCUUGGCCAAGUGCUUUUUGGAGAAAGAAUUGCUUCAUCACCAUACAAGUUUAAGUUCAACAAGAAUGAAACCUGUAAGGAAGUUUGCCGAAAGCAAUAUGAAGAUAAUCCAAAAAACAAUUAUCUUGAUUUCAUUAAAAAAGCAAUACAGCUCAAUUAUCAACAUCACUGGAUUAUUGAUAACAUGCCAGUGACUUGGUGUUAUGAUGUGGAGGAUAGCCAGAAAUACUGCAGCCCAGGAUUUCCAAUAGGAUGUACAGUCACUUCAGAUGGGAGAGUGAAAGAUGCCUGUGUUAUCAAUAAUGAAUUUAACAAAAAAGAUACGUUUUACCUUUUCAAUCAUGUUGAUAUUAUAAUCACAUACCACAGUGGGAAAGAAGAAAAUUGGGAUGGGGCUCGAUUGGUUACAGCAAGACUUGAGCCAAAAAGCUAUAAACACACUGGCGACAAGGAAUUAAAAUGUGAAGGUCAUCCCAUGGAAAUCCCCAAAGAACUCACAGGCAAGCUGGAGGUUGUUUACACAUACUCAGUGUUGUUUCAGGAAAACAAUACAAUUAAAUGGGCAUCACGUUGGGAUUAUAUUUUGGAAUCCAUGCCGCACACAAAUAUUCAGUGGUUCAGUAUCAUGAACUCUCUGGUCAUUGUCCUCUUCCUCUCUGGUAUGGUGGCCAUGAUUAUGUUACGAACACUUCAUAAAGAUAUUGCCAGAUACAACCAAAUAGAUUCUUCAGAAGAUGCCCAGGAGGAAUUUGGCUGGAAGUUGGUUCAUGGAGAUAUAUUUAGACCACCAAAGAAGGGAAUGUUGCUGUCUGUCUUUCUGGGCCAAGGAACACAAAUUUUCAUUAUGACGUUUAUUACAUUAUUCCUUGCAUGUCUUGGAUUUCUUUCGCCUGCCAACAGAGGAGCAUUGAUGACCUGUUCUGUUGUGUUGUGGGUCUUGUUGGGAACCCCUGCAGGUUAUGUGUCUGCCCGGAUGUAUAAGACAUUUGGUGGAGAAAGAUGGAAAUCCAACGUGCUACUGACUGCACUCUUGUGUCCUGGGAUUAUUUUUGCAGACUUCUUUAUCAUGAAUGUCAUUUUGUGGGCAAAACACUCUUCAGCAGCAAUUCCAUUCGGGACACUGGUGGCUAUCCUUGCUAUGUGGUUUGGCAUCUCUGUCCCACUAACCUUCCUUGGAGCAUAUUUUGGAUUUAAAGAGAGAGCGAUUGAACAUCCUGUUCGCACAAAUCAAAUCCCUCGUCAGAUUCCUACACAGUCCUUUUUUACCAAACCAUUCCCGGGUAUUAUCAUGGGAGGCAUUUUGCCAUUUGGAUGUAUUUUUAUUCAAUUAUUUUUCAUUCUAAACAGCAUUUGGUCUCAUCAAAUGUACUAUAUGUUCGGUUUCCUGUUUCUGGUAUUCAUAAUACUCCUGAUAACUUGUUCAGAAGCUACUAUCUUGCUUUGUUACUUCCAUCUAUGUGCAGAGGAUUACCAUUGGUGGUGGCGCUCUUUUCUAACGAGCGGAUUUACUGCUGUUUACCUCUUCAUCUACGCCAUUCAUUAUUUCUACUCUAAGCUUCAAAUCACAGGAACUGCCAGCACCAUCUUGUACUUUGGGUACACAACGAUUAUGGUUUUAAUUUUUUUCCUGUUUACAGGCACCAUUGGAUUCUUUGCAUGCUACUGGUUUGUCAGGAAAAUAUACAGCGUGGUAAAAGUGGAUUAAUGAACUCUGCACAGAUACAGUCCCAAUGUAUGAAGAUGCUACCAUUAAAGACUUGGAGUAGCUGCAUAUCGUGAGAUGACGCAAUGUAGAGACUUGCUUAGACGAGCACUUUGGGAAACUGUGUUUACAACAUUCCUUCCUAUCAUCCUCCUUUUUUUAACCACAGUUUGUUGUAAAUACACAAGUGUGGGCCGCAGAAUGUUAUUAGCGGAUUCAUUCAGCGAUGACUGGGUGUGUUUUUUUUUGGAUUUUUUUUCUCUUCCAUGACCGGUAAUAAAAGUCAUGGAUGACCAUGAUGUUGUUUGAGAUCCUGCAAUGCUUUUUAGGGCAAUAUAUAAUUUCUGCUUUGUGCCUUCCAGACGUUAUUGUACGUCCGAGGUUUAUUUGUACAAAGGUUAUCCUCUCCAUACGUAUUGUGAGUUCUAGGGCAAGUUUUUUUUUUUUUUUUUAAUACGAUCUGUUCAUUUUAUUAGUUUUUUUUAAUCCCUUAUAGCAAGUCUGCACUAGCUGCCCAGUGUUUCAAUGUUUGUCUUUUUAUUGUAUCGGUCAGACAGUGUCUCACCUGUAUAUACUGAAAACUCUUUCAAAAAGACCUGGUAAAGAGUGAAGUUCUAAGAGGUUUUCUAAGAAUAGCAAACCAAACAUGUGGCAUGUGUUUUCCAGCCUUUCACCUAUGUCUUGUCUUGUGCAAUAAAAUUACUAAGACCACAAACCUUAACCUUUAAAGUACAUGACUUUU
Molecule: messenger RNA, 2783 nt
Organism: Hyla sarda
Lineage: Eukaryota; Metazoa; Chordata; Amphibia; Anura; Hylidae
Product: transmembrane 9 superfamily member 2-like
Exons: 17
Coding region: 101-2044 (647 amino acids)
Biological process (GO): protein localization to membrane
Cellular component (GO): membrane
Source: RefSeq, a predicted model, not a curated record